Molecule: messenger RNA, 1889 nt
Organism: Aspergillus ibericus CBS 121593
Lineage: Eukaryota; Fungi; Ascomycota; Eurotiomycetes; Eurotiales; Aspergillaceae
Product: AAR2 splicing factor family protein
Exons: 1
Coding region: 319-1698 (459 amino acids)
Biological process (GO): spliceosomal tri-snRNP complex assembly
Source: RefSeq, a predicted model, not a curated record
GCACAUUUUAUCGAUCACCUACACCUGGUUUUACCUACUACAAUUCUUCACUUCAGAUUCUGCGCAUCAUUGCCAGUCAUUAACAAGCACAUCCACUUUCCUUUGAUUUCGCAUAAUCCUCACUACUUUCAAGCACCAUCCUCAUCCCACCUCGUGAAUUGACGUCAGCUUCACAACCCGCGUUCUUCCAUCCACAUGCGACGCGACCAACCCACCAAAACCAUCCCCUCCCACCGCUGAGAACACCAUACACGAUACAGCCCGCCAGACAACACAACCCACGAACGAACCAAACCCCACAUCCCCAGACAGACAGACAUGACAUCCUCGAUCUCGCCCUCCCCCACCAUCCUCCUCCCGGACCUCCCCCCGAAAACCCUCGUCGGCAUCGACCUCAUCACCUUCACAUCGACCCCCAACUUCCACGGCAUCCGGGACCUCCCACCAGGCUGGCACUUCCUCUACACCGGCACCACGGAAAGCCUAUCCCUCCGCAGCGGCGGCUGGUUCUACAUCACUCCCCCCAGCCCUGACCAAAACCACGCACUCGUUCCCACCACACCCACAACCCCCGACAUCCUCAUCUGGAAAUGGAACCCCGAUACCGAGACCCUCUCCCCACUCCUCGCCACCAACAACACAGAUAAACAAGAAGCGCUCCGCCAUAAAGCCAACCUCGGGACGAUCUGGCAACGGGGCGGAUUAUUCCGCUACUGUAGUCGCGUAUCCCCCGCCGCGUUAGCACAGCAGAGUGCUGGCCGGCCCGUGCAGUAUGAGAUUGACGAGGAGGAUGAAGCGGAGGGGAGACAAACGUGGAGGGAUCUCACGGAUCAGAUGACCCCGGGGCUGUUGACGAGGGUUGUGGGCGAUGCGGUGGUGGAUGUGGAUGGACGGGCACGAUGGAUGGUUACGUCGGCGAGUUCGGCGCUACGGGAUAAUGAUGUGAUACCGGGGAUUACAGAUACAGAUCCGGAGACGGCGAAGGAGGAGAUGGAGAAAGUGACGGGGGAGAAGGAGAGCGAGUUUUCGUUCUUGCCGGUGGAUUUGAAGCGGACGUGGCGGGAGGGGGCGAUAGGGCGGGAGAGGACGGAGGCGGCGCAGGAUCGGUCGUGGGCGUUGGGGGAUCUGGUGCAGCGGGUUUCGGGGGAGGAGAGGGAUGGGGAGGCACAAGUGCUGGGGGAGUUACAGUUUACGUUCCUGAUGAUCUUGACGUUGAUGAAUUACUCGUGUUUGCAGCAGUGGAAGCGGUUGUUGGAGUUGGUGUUGACGUGUCGGAGGGCGAUACGGGAUCGGGAGGUGCUGGUCAGCGGGGUGCUGAGACUGCUUUUGCUACAGCUGAAGCGAUGUGAUGAUGUGGAAGGGGGGCUUUUUGACCUGGAUGGGGAGGAAGGGGGGGAGUUUCUGCGGAAGCUCCUGAUCAAAUUUCGGCGGUCGCUGUAUGAGGUCGUUGAGGUAACGGAGUCGGUGGUGAAGACUGAGUUUGAGAAGUUAGAGGCGUGGGUCAAAGAGGAGUAUGACUGGGAGUUGAAUCGCGAGGUGGUGGUCCGACGGGGGAUGGUCCAGUUGGAGGAUGGCGAACAGGUGGAGCUGGAUAUGCAUGACGAUGAUGAGGAUGAUGAACUAGGCGAGUAUGCGCCGAUGGUGGUCGAUCUGGGAGAGAAUGCUACGCCGGAUGAUGUCAAUACGGAGGAGGAUUGAGGAUUCCAGAUGGCUGCAAUGGACAUGAGAUGAGUUGCUAUAUUUGGACGACAUGAUGCGAGUUAUAUUCAACAUCCAGACCGGUCCAUUGGAUCCGCAGCAAUCUAUGGUGGCCCCGAACUGUCUAUACUAUGACCCUUCCGAUACUAGUGUCCGGAGAAGAUGGUCACAUAGCAGCAGGGAUCGGAGAA